AGGGAAAAAUAAAGAGAGAGAGAGAGAGAGAGAGAGAGAGAAUAGAGAGUGGGAAGUGGCAAUGGAGGCAUCAGAAUCAUCAUCACAACAUAACUCAUGAACAACAACAACGACACCCAAGUGCUCCACUUCUCCACUACCUUCUUCUUCUUCUUCUUUCUUCAAAACCCAACAAGAACAUCUCUUUAGGGUUUCACUUCACUUUUUCCUACUGGGAAACAUGCAUUGCUCAAUGUGGUAACUGAUGAUAAUUGGUCGUAGAAAAGUUUCUAUGAGAUUCUUAUCUGAUGACUUCUGUUCACUCUAGUAUCGGGGAGAUAAUAUGGACAUCUAAAAGAGUGGGUUUUGUGUUUCGAAAUUAGUUAAGUGAACAAAAAAUGGAUUUUGUAAGGUCCUUGUUGAAGAAAUUCAAGUCCAAAGAGAAGGUGAAGUCUUCCAAGAGCAGGGAUACAAGAGGUAAUGGGAAAGAUGCGUCAAAAACACCAACAACAACGGAAGAAGUACCUUCAAAUGUUACCAAGCAGAAGGUUGCAGCUGCAAAGCAGUACAUCGAGAAUCAUUACAAGAAGCAAAUGAAAAGUUUGCAGGAGAGGAAAGAGCGACGUGAUAUACUAGAAAAGAAGUUGGCGGAUGCUGAAGUCUCUGAGGAAGAGCAAAACAACUUGCUAAAGUACUUAGAGAAGAAGGAAACAGAAUAUAUGCGCAUUCAGAGGCACAAGAUGGGUGCUGAUGAUUUUGAGCCAUUGACAAUGAUAGGAAAGGGUGCAUUUGGUGAGGUUAGAAUCUGUAAGGAGAAAGCAACUGGUCAAGUCUAUGCAAUGAAGAAGCUUAAGAAAUCAGAAAUGCUUCGGAGAGGCCAGGUUGAACAUGUGAAAGCUGAAAGGAAUCUACUUGCAGAGGUCGACAGUAAUUGUAUCGUCAAGCUGUAUUGCUCCUUCCAGGAUGACGAGUACUUAUAUCUCAUUAUGGAAUAUCUCCCGGGUGGAGAUAUGAUGACUCUACUCAUGCGCAAAGAUACACUGACAGAAGACGAGGCCAGAUUUUAUGUUGGGGAAACAGUCCUAGCUAUUGAGUCCAUUCAUAAACAUAAUUAUAUUCAUAGAGAUAUUAAGCCUGACAACUUGCUGCUCGAUAGACAUGGUCACAUGAAGUUAUCGGAUUUUGGAUUGUGUAAGCCAUUGGACUGCAGUAUUCUCCAAGAAAAGGAUUUUUCUAUGGGGAAAAACCUUAGUGGGGCGCUUCAAAGUGAUGGACGCCCUGUAGCACCGAAACGUACGCAACAGGAGCAACUACUGCAUUGGCAGAGAAAUAGGAGGAUGCUUGCUUAUUCUACUGUUGGAACCCCAGACUACAUUGCCCCGGAAGUUUUGCUGAAGAAAGGAUAUGGAAUGGAAUGUGAUUGGUGGUCUCUUGGGGCAAUCAUGUAUGAAAUGCUUGUGGGAUAUCCACCCUUUUAUUCAGAUGAACCCAUGUCAACUUGUAGGAAGAUAGUUAAUUGGAGAACUCAUUUGAAAUUUCCAGAAGAGGCUAAACUCUCUCCAGAAGCAAAGGAUCUCAUUGGUAAACUCUUAUGUAAUGUAGAUCAGAGGCUUGGAACUAAAGGGGCAGAUGAAAUUAAGGCUCACCCCUGGUUUAAAGGCAUUGAAUGGGACAAAUUAUAUCAAAUGAAGGCUGCAUUUAUCCCUGAGGUCAAUGAUGAAAUGGAUACUCAGAACUUUGAGAAAUUUGAAGAGACUGACAACCAAAUUGAAACUUCAACAAGAGCUGGUCCAUGGAGAAAGAUGCUCUCAUCUAAGGAUGUAAACUUUGUGGGUUACACAUACAAGAACUUCGAAAUUGUAAAUGAUAACCAAUUGCCUGGGAUAGCUGACUUGAAGAAGAAAAGCACAAAACCUAAGAGGCCAUCCAUCAAGUCCCUUUUUGAUGAUGAGUCGGCUACCAAUCAACCUGUACAAGGCAGCUUCUUGAAACUCCUCCCUCCCCAACUAGAAGUUCCUGAGAACCACAGUGGAUCCCAGUGAAGUGCACUGGAAUUCCACAUAACUCCCCGUGUCAGUAGAGAUCCCAACCAGAGUACGAUUCGGUGAUUGAUUUAUCGUUUGUGCGAAUGAUGGAGGGCAAAAGGCCCUCACAUUCAGAACAAGUGGUUUGGCAUUUUAGUUAGCUUUUGGGUCUCUGCUAAAUUGAUUUUUGUCAUAUAUAUUCUGCCAAGUAAAUAUGGGGUCUUUUCUUUUGGAAAUUGUUGGGUGUAUUCUUUAAUUUUUUUUUUUCUUCCAUUGUCAAGACGCAAAAAUCAGUGUACAAUUGUCAAGAUUUGUUCAUGUAUUUAACUUGUGUUGGUGAAGAUCCUACCAAUGCUUUAUAGAGAAAAUGUUUGUAACUGCCCCCGGUC
This is a messenger RNA of Fragaria vesca subsp. vesca, 2392 nucleotides long. Its product is annotated as serine/threonine-protein kinase CBK1-like. Gene Ontology annotation, molecular function: ATP binding; protein serine/threonine kinase activity. NCBI's taxonomy places the organism in Eukaryota, Viridiplantae, Streptophyta, Magnoliopsida, Rosales, Rosaceae. The transcript has 14 exons. Gene Ontology annotation, biological process: peptidyl-serine phosphorylation; intracellular signal transduction. The coding region runs from base 378 to 2021 and encodes 547 amino acids. The record is from RefSeq and is a predicted model, not a curated record.